Molecule: messenger RNA, 768 nt
Organism: Microdochium trichocladiopsis
Lineage: Eukaryota; Fungi; Ascomycota; Sordariomycetes; Xylariales; Microdochiaceae
Exons: 3
Coding region: 1-768 (255 amino acids)
Source: RefSeq, a predicted model, not a curated record
AUGGCACUCAACCUGGGAAAGAAGGGAACGACGACCGAUGACGGCAAUGGCGUCAAGAAGGCAGAAGCACAGAAAGGAGGCACAGGUCACAAGCAAAGCGUCGCGGCGACCAAAGAAGCAUUGAAGGACCCUCGCUGGGACGACCUCCAGAGCAGCAUCAGGGAUAUGAAAGCCAAGAAACCGCCACAGAAGAAGGCCGAGGAAAACAACGACAAGAAGAAGAACACGAGUUGGGUCUCCGAGACAGCGUUCUAUGCGUUCAGACCAUGUGACGAGGACGGAUCAGAAGCUGACCCUCCACUCGUUCAACCCUACGCGACGACGGUGAUCGCGAGCCCUGUGCGAGCCAGCGCAUCCAGCUUUGACAUCAAGGGAUUCUGCGAUAUCCACCUCCAAGAUGUUAUCCAUGAUGAAAGAGGAAGGCGCAUCCGCCCCUUGAUACUCAAGAACGUCGCAUACGUCGCAGAUUUUCAUACAAACCUCGUGUCAGAGGCAAAACUCAAGCAGGGAGGAGUCUCGACUUGUGCUGUUGAUGACUCCAUUCGAGUCGGAACGUCGAUUGAAGAUAGUCAGGUGGUUGGAAACUUCAUGAGGAAGGACAGCCUCUGGGUACUCCAAUACAAGCCUGUUGCUCGCUACGUGCUGUUGCCCGAAUCCCGUGCGUUUGUGUUCUCUGCGUUCCAAACAGGAGAUGCCCAACCUCGCCAGAAGGCUCGUAGAAUCUCGAGUGACCCUCGCCCGCCCAGAGCCGACUCUGCAGAGAUCUGA